CCAAGUCCUCUCUUCUCAAACUCUGAGCCCAAGGGAACCCCGGCCACAUCUCCUCCAAACACACAGAGGACCUCAGAUCCCUUCCUGGGUACCCCAAACUCAGCCCUAGUGGGGUGCUCAGAUCUCUCAGGAAAAUCAGUUUCCCUUUUGUCAGCCCCCCAGCGGAGACCCCAAAGCAGCCCCUUGGAGCUGCAGGGAGCUUCAGCGGGCACCAGAUCUCAUUCCUCUGGAGCUCUUGGGGUUGACCCCCUCCUGGGAACCCGGACUCUAUCUCUAAGCCUCGGGGUGGGGGCCUUGCUUUUCCUCUGGGCCCCAUCUUCUUUGCCAAGUUCUUGAGGGCAACCUAGACCCUCCUCUGAACCCCAGAGGCUUCCCCAACCCCGGGGAUCGUUUUUCUCUUCUGAACCCAAGAAGCAUUCUCGACUUUCCCAUUUGAGAUUCCAGAGAGGACUCGGCUCUCCCUCUUUCAUAUCCAGGGGAAACUGAGUCCGUCACCCCCUUCAAGACCCCAGGCCGCUCCUCGCUCCCGCCCCUCGAGGCCCCUCGUCGGCUCUGCCUCCUCCCCCUUCUCGACCCCACCGGCCAUAAGAUGAUGAUGUGGUCCAACUUCUUCCUGCAAGAGGAGAACCGGCGGCGGGCGGCCGCGGGCCGGCGGCGGGCGCAAGGGCAGCGCGGGUCGGGGCUGACGCCCGAGCGCGAGGGGAAGGUGAAGCUGGCGCUGCUGCUGGCCGCCGUGGGCGCCACGCUGGCGGUGCUGUCCGUGGGCACCGAGUUCUGGGUGGAGCUCAACACCUACAAGGCCAACGGCAGCACCGUGUGCGAAGCGGCCCACCUGGGGCUGUGGAAGGUGUGCACCAAGCGGCUGUGGCAGGCGGACGUGCCCGCGGACAGGGACACCUGCGGCCCCGCGGAGCUGCCCGGAGAAGCAAACUGCACCUAUUUUAAAUUCUUCACCACAGGGGAGAAUGCACGCAUCUUUCAGAGAACCACAAAGAAAGAGGUGAAUCUGGCAGCUGCGGUGAUAGCAGUGCUGGGCCUGGCAGUCAUGGCCUUGGGGUGCCUCUGUAUCAUCAUGGUGCUCAGUAAAGGUGCAGAGUUCCUGCUCCGAGUUGGAGCUGCCUGCUUUGGCCUCUCAGGCCUGCUGCUUUUGGUGAGUCUGGAGGUGUUCCGGCAUUCCGUGAGGGCCCUGCUGCAGAGAGUCAGCCCGGAGCCUCCACCAGCCCCACGCCUCACCUAUGAGUACUCCUGGUCCCUGGGCUGUGGCGUGGGGGCCGGCCUGAUCCUGCUGCUGGGGUCUGGCUGCUUUCUGCUGCUCACACUGCCUUCCUGGCCCUGGGGGUCCCUCUGUCCCAAGCGGGGGCACCGGGCCACCUAGAGCCACGGGUGAGACUUCUCUAAGCAACCACCAAGCCCUUUGACCUUCUCCAUUGUACCCCCAAGAUCUUUUUGCCCCAUCUCCUAGAGAAACUGUGUUCUCCCUGCUCGGGGGCCCAUGUUUUUUUACACGCCUGCUUCCUGUCCCCUUAUCCUUUCUCCCUCUGUAAAUACGUUUUUCUCGGUGCCUGUAUGUGGGUUGCUUGGGGGUGGGAUGGGAAGAGGCUCCUUGCAAACGACGGUCCCCAGAGAAGACUGGCGGGGACCUGAUGGGAUAGCUGGGGUGUGGGGUCGGGGGAUGAGGUCAGGGGGUCUUGGGUGGGAGUUGGGGGCCCCUUCAUUUCCCAGGUCUGGAUCGAUUCACUUGCCAGGAGAGACUUUUUACAACUCAUCUGCAGCUCAGGGUGGGGUUGGGGGAGAUAGGGAAGGGUCUGACCUGGCUGUGAUCUGAUUUGGGAUUAAAGGUUUGGAAAUUUAA
Molecule: messenger RNA, 1852 nt
Organism: Nomascus leucogenys (northern white-cheeked gibbon)
Lineage: Eukaryota; Metazoa; Chordata; Mammalia; Primates; Hylobatidae
Gene: CACNG6
Product: calcium voltage-gated channel auxiliary subunit gamma 6
Biological process (GO): regulation of calcium ion transmembrane transport via high voltage-gated calcium channel; calcium ion transport
Cellular component (GO): L-type voltage-gated calcium channel complex; membrane
Molecular function (GO): calcium channel regulator activity
Source: RefSeq, a predicted model, not a curated record